AUGGAUACCGGUGAUAAUUUGAACGCGAGCCUGUGUGUUGAACCCAGUCCUCCACGGAAGAGAAGACACAUAGCCUCUGAAGACUGCUCUGAGACCUGCUCCUAUAAGCCGGCUAAAAUGCAAAUUGUUAAGAUUCUGCGCAAUGAUACGCGGGGCAAGUGCAUUUGUCUGCACGCCAAGUUCAGCGACUCUCUGAACCAGGACGCCAUCGUUGUCCUUCAGAAGAACCCCUUUCCAAAUGAGGUGCAGGCACUCUGUGAUGCCCAUCUUGGACGUCCAUUCUCUGAGGACAAGGAGCAAGAGGAGGGAGAGACCCGUAACGGAGUGGAAGAGAGUCUUGUCUUCCCCGAGUGGAAGGCCGAUAGAGUUAUGGACAACGACAUAUACCAUCGGCGCCUAGUAAAAGCUGGUUUAGAGGGUCUGAACUCCCUCAGUAUGACUGUAAUCCAUCCUGCGGAGGCACAGCACUUUGCCAAAUACUCGGCUUCUAGACGUCGGUUGGUUCUUGAAACCCCGGACAUCUACUCCAACGUCAUUGUGCCCUUCCUGGCGGCCAGCCCCCGCGACCUGGCUUGGGUAGACAACAUUCUGAAUGGUACGGCUGAAGCCGACAGAGUGCUCUUCACUGAUCCGGACGAAUCUCUGGGCUUCACCUUUGUCCUCGACUAUCGCUGGGAUGGACGCCAGUUACACGAACUGCACUGUCUGGCGCUAGCUCGGUCAACCAGUCUCACCUGUCUGCGGGAUCUUAGGGCCUGCCAUUUGCCGAUGCUGAAGAAGAUGUUGUCGGAGGGUCGCCGCGCUCUCGUCGCAAAAUAUGGUCGCAACGGCGGCGGCGGCGGCGGCGGCAGCGACAGCAACAGUGCUACCGAGACGACUAAAGAUGAGACAGCGGUGGCGCCGGCAGUCCUCGCCGAGGAUCAGAUUUUUGCCUACUUUCAUUAUCCGCCCACCUUCUACCGACUGCAUAUGCACUUCGCGCAUGUGGACUCUGCGGCCGACGGUGGUACUCAAGCAGGCAAGGCCUACCUUGCUGAGGAUGUCAUUGCCAAUUUGGAACAAGACGGGGAAUUCUACGCCCGCCGAACCAUGCCCAUGUUUUUACAUGAAAAUCAUGCAUUUCUGGCGGCGAUCCGAGAAUCGGCUGCAGCGACAGAGGCAGCAACGACACCCGAGAAGAAGGAGUGA
Molecule: messenger RNA, 1188 nt
Organism: Spirometra erinaceieuropaei
Lineage: Eukaryota; Metazoa; Platyhelminthes; Cestoda; Diphyllobothriidea; Diphyllobothriidae
Source: the annotation of a GenBank genome assembly